Diabrotica balteata is the source of this 897-nucleotide messenger RNA. The record is from the annotation of a GenBank genome assembly. Lineage: Eukaryota; Metazoa; Arthropoda; Insecta; Coleoptera; Chrysomelidae.
AAGGUUAUUGCACCAAAAGCAAACUAAUGCACCAUUUUAAAUUAUAGACCCUUUCUUACAUUUUUUUUAUGAAUAAUGUUAAUAACAGCUUUAUGUAAGAAACUGGAUGAAAACUCAAAGCUAGAAUGCAUCGAAAGAAUGCCUGGAAGAAAAGACUGAAAUAAAAAUUACGGAUUUUUAUGUUCAACUUUGCGAAGCCCUUCAAAAUUUACAAAAAUGGACCGGAAAAUGUUGUAUGCCUUCAGAGGGUGGAUUGCGUUCGUGGCUUUUAUGGAUCUCGGCACCGCUGUUAGAAGUUAUAUCGAAAAACGAUCAUUUCUUAGUAAAACUAUAUCAGAUUUAGAAGACUUUGUAGAUGGAGAGUACACGGCAACCAGAAUCUUAGGAGUUUUUUCGAUUUUAAAAGCUUUAGUUUUAAUCCAUUGCACCUUAUAUAUACAUUAUAAACCGGUGGUUAGCCUGGGAAUAUGCUCACUAAUUUCGAAUGUAGUUCUGUAUCUAACAGAAACAGUUUACUUUAGGGCUGCUACCUUCAAUUUCUAUGUAGUUUUUCCAUGCAUUUUAAAUGCUGUGACACUUGGAGGUUUAAUAUACCUGCCUUACCACUUAAACAUUUGGGAACAUCAAUUAGAUGGAGAUGAAGACAUGUUGAGGGCAGGAAUGCUCAAAAGAAAAAGAUUUUUCAGGAAAAAUAAAGAGAAUUGAUUGCGUUUGUUCCAGACAUAUCGCAACACUAAAUAGUUUCUUUCAUACUAAUUCCAAUGCUUAUUAUAAUGCGGAGUUUGAAUUUGGGAUUGAAGAUUGAUCACUAUAUAAAAGAGUAGUUUGCAUUUAUGGAUUUUUAUACAGUAAAAUCAAGUUGUUAACCUGUUGAAAACUAAUAAACAAGUAGAAGUU